AUGGAGACCAGCAGAAUGAUCUCGACAACUCCGGACGUGCUGGACACGACCUAUGAACCCUUUCAGAACACGAGUUUGCCUUUGUCUGAGCUCAUUACUCUAUCCCGUAGUCGGAUUGCGAGAGGUUUACAUGGUGGCACUUUGAGACCGUCCAAUAUCACCCUUCAGCCCACGAAGAAUGGAACACUCCAUAACCUCACCAUCGUCAGUCCCCCAAGAACGCCACCUUUCUACACUGGACUUCACGGGGUCAACCUAGUGAUGGAUAGUCAACUGGUUAAGAUGCUGUGGCUCUCCAUAUGUGUUGCAGUUGCCAUAAUCUUUGUACUUCGACUGGCACAGCUUUUUGUGUCGUAUGUCCGGAACAUCUCUUGCAUGACGGCAAAUUCUGAGCAGCAACGAUACUAUGCGGUCGACCACAACGUCAUCUGGCCAUGGCUAAAGAAGCACAUUGUCUACGCUCCUCUGUGGAGGAAGCGGCACAACCGAGAAUUCCAGAUGUCGAGCGCCCACAAUUACGGAACCCUUCCCGGACGCAUCCACUUUCUAAUGUUACUCUUCUACGGAGCCUCGAACAUGGCAUACUGCUUGAUUUUGGAUUAUAACCCUCCACAGAAGGGUGCCCUGAUGGCUGAGCUCCGUGGACGCAGCGGCGUCCUAGCAACAGUCAAUCUGAUUCCCCUGGUCAUCUUAGCCUCGAGGAACAAUGUUGCUAUUCGGGUGCUACGGGUCAGUUUCGAUACUUUCAAUCUCUUCCAUCGCUGGAUUGGGAGAAUUGUUGUUGUGGAGGCCAGUGUACACUUCUUCGCAUGGAUGGCGGCCUACACCCAAGCCGAGGGCCCUCGGGCAUCACCAAAAGCAUUCGACCAUAAUCCCUUUCUUCUCUAUGGACUCCUCGGCCUGCUCGCGAUGUUGGUCAUGGCGUUUCAUUCAUUCUCGGUGCUCCGACAUGCCUUCUACGAAACCUUCUUGCACAUACACCAGGCUUGUGCUUUGCUGGCUCUGCUCGGAGUUUACGUCCACCUAAAUGUAGCCAAGCUACCCGCGUACCCUUCGGUCCUGGCUGCUGUGUUGUUGUUGGUGUCCGAGCACGUAUGGCGUCUGGGCCGACUGCUGUAUCUCAAUUUCUCUCGCAAGGGAGGUGUCACCACAGCACUUGUGGAGGCUUUACCGGGUGAAGCAUGCCGAGUAACGUUUCAGCUGCCGCGCCAUGUUACCAUCCGACCGGGAAGCCAUGUCUAUGCAUAUCUUCCAUCGAUAUCGUUGUGGAUGUCUCACCCUUUUUCGGUGGCAUGGACGAACGUCGAGUCAGAACCUGAGAUUAUGAAUUACCGGCUCAGCCUGCCAAAGACGCCCAACUCGCUUGAGAGGCAGUCGUUGUCGUGCCCAGGCCCCCACUCACUUGCACCAACGAGUGUUUCUCUUGUCAUGGCAGCACGCAGUGGUAUGACCAGAAAGCUCUACCAGGCAGCUCGAGCAGAGUCAAACAACACGUUGCAGCUUAAGGGGUUCCUGGAAGGGCCUUAUGCUGGGCAUGAUUCGCUCGAGAGCUACGGCACCGUCAUCAUGUUUGCUGGCGGCGCUGGCAUCACACACCAUCUCAUCCAGAUCCGGCACUUACUGGCAGGCGCGCGUUUUCAAACCGUAGCAACACGGAAGAUUGUUCUGAUUUGGUCUAUUCGAGAUACUGACCAGAUGGAAUGGGUGAAGCCAUGGAUGAAUUCAAUUCUCAAAAUGGAAGGUCGUCGAGAAGUGCUCAGAAUUGUUGUGCACGUCAGCAAACCAACGCAACCCAUCAACCCAAAGAAGAGCAAGCCGACGAUGCAGGUGGUGAGAGGACGAGUUGAUCCGGCGUCUGUUCUGGACGAAGUGAUUCCUACUCGGGUUGGCACUACGAUGGUCAGUGUCUGCGGCCCAGGAGCUUUGGCAGACGAGGUGAGAGCAGCAGUCCGGAAUAGGAUACACCUGGCUGCGAUAGACAUGAAUGAGGAGAGUUUUACUUGGUAG
This is a messenger RNA of Exophiala spinifera, 2007 nucleotides long. RefSeq lists its product as uncharacterized. Gene Ontology annotation, molecular function: ferric-chelate reductase activity. The record is from RefSeq and is a predicted model, not a curated record. Gene Ontology annotation, biological process: iron ion transport; intracellular iron ion homeostasis; copper ion import. The transcript has a single exon. NCBI's taxonomy places the organism in Eukaryota, Fungi, Ascomycota, Eurotiomycetes, Chaetothyriales, Herpotrichiellaceae. Bases 1 to 2007 code for a protein of 668 amino acids. Gene Ontology annotation, cellular component: plasma membrane.